UGAGGAAGAAGCAGAGGAAGUAAGAAUGGAAACAGCAAGGAUCCUGAGAAAUGCAAAACUCCCCCCCAGCAACAUAACGAGAAAAGAAAGACAGGCCAUCAAAGAUCUCAACUCAGAUCCUGAAAUCAUCAUUCUUCCAGCUGACAAGGGGAAUGCCACAGUAAUCAUGGAAACAAAACAAUACAAAGAAAAAAUCAGACAACUUCUAGAUCCCACAAUUUACAAGAAACUGAAACAAGACCCCACUAACAAAAUCACCAGAAAAACGAACACUCUAAUCAAGAACUCCUCCAUUAACUUUGACAUACGCCAACAGCUGUGCAAAUCAGAAGCCCUCCCACCCAGGCUUUACGGACUCCCCAAAAUCCACAAGGACUCCAUCCCACUCAGACCCAUUGUAAGUGCCAUUGGAUCGCCGACUUACAACCUGGCAAAAUUUCUGGCUACACAGCUACAAACCCACAUUGGGCUCACUGCACAUUAUAUCAAGGACUCUACACACUUUAUAGAAAAGAUCAGCAACCUCAAUCUAAGCACCAAGGACAUCCUGAUCAGCUUUGAUGUGGUGUCCCUUUUUACCAAAGUCCCAGUAGCUGACACCCUCACACUAAUCAAACAAAACUUCCCAGAAGACAUCACAGCCCUGUUUCACCAUUGCCUCACCACUAGCUACUUUCAGUGGGACACUGGAUUCUAUGAACAGAAGGAUGGAGUGGCCAUGGGGAGCCCUCUCAGCCCAGUAGUAGCAAAUUUCUAUAUGGAAUACUUUGAAAAACAGGCCCUUGAAACAGCACCAAAAAAGCCAACUGUUUGGUUCAGAUACGUAGAUGACACCUUCACAAUUUGGAGCCAUGGAGAGGAAGAACUCAGCAAGUUCCUGGACCAUCUUAACAGCAUCCACCCAAACAUCCAAUUCACCAUGGAAAAAGAAAAGGAAGGAAAACUGCCAUUUCUAGAUGUUCUGGUCAUCCGCAAACCCAAUCAACAAUUGGGCCACACAGUUUACAGAAAACCUACACACACAGAUAGAUACCUUCAUAAAAACUCCAACCAUCACCCAAGUCAAAAAAGGAGCACAAUCAAAGCCCUGACAGACCGUGCACAAAGAAUCUGCGAACCUCACCUCCUCCAAGGUGAACUCAACCACCUAAACUGGGCUCUACAGGCCAAUGGAUACUCCACCACAGACAUCAGAAGAGCUGCAAGGCCAAGAACAAGCCAUGAGAGUCAAGACAAAGAUCCACCCAGAGGAAAGGUGUUCUUACCAUACAUCAAGGGAACUACUGACCGCAUAGGGAAGCUGAUGAAGAAGCACAACCUACAAACUAUCUACAGACCCACGAAGAAAAUCCAACAAAUGCUACGGUCAGCGAAGGACAAGAGGGAUCCUCUCUCUUCUGCAGGAGUCUACCGGAUACCAUGCAGCUGUGGACAAGUCUACAUAGGGACCACCAAACGCAGCGCCCAAACAAGAGUCAAAGAACAUGAAAGGCACUGCAGACUAAUUCAACCAGAGAAAUCAGCCAUAGCAGAGCAUUUGAUGAACCAGCCUGGACACAGAAUACUAUUUGAGAACACAAAAAUGCUGGACCAUUCUAACAACUAUCAUGUCAGACUACACAGAGAAGCCAUUGAAAUCCACAAGCAUGUGGACAACUUCAACAGAAAGGAAGAAACCAUGAAAAUGAACAAAAUCUGGCUACCAGUAUUACAAAACUCAAAAAUCAGAACAGUAAAUAAAAAGCAAUACUCUGAAAACAGAGGGUUUCCAGACAUGAAUCAACCAAGGGCAGUUAACGACUCUAAACAAAGGAUGCCCCAGAGGCAGGAAGAAGACAGCAGAUAAGCUUUUCAAUGCUAAUUUAAGUGAUUAACUACACACAUUCACACUGACCUCUCUCACCCUAGACUUUCCACAGAUAUAUAUUAACCUCUUUGCUUAGUUUUCUCCAUACCUCACAACCUCUGAGGAUGCCUGCCAUAGAUGUGGGCGAAACGUCAGGAGAGAAUGCUUCUGGAACAUGGCCACACAGCCCGAAAGACAUACAACAACC
Molecule: messenger RNA, 2054 nt
Organism: Anolis carolinensis (green anole)
Lineage: Eukaryota; Metazoa; Chordata; Lepidosauria; Squamata; Anolidae
Exons: 1
Coding region: 26-1846 (606 amino acids)
Source: RefSeq, a predicted model, not a curated record